Messenger RNA from Capsicum annuum, 2467 nucleotides. Its product is annotated as late blight resistance protein R1-A-like. Gene Ontology annotation, biological process: protein folding. NCBI's taxonomy places the organism in Eukaryota, Viridiplantae, Streptophyta, Magnoliopsida, Solanales, Solanaceae. The transcript is spliced from 2 exons. Bases 1241 to 1972 code for a protein of 243 amino acids. Gene Ontology annotation, molecular function: alpha-tubulin binding. The record is from RefSeq and is a predicted model, not a curated record.
CCUAUACUCCUAUAGUGUUAGAGAACACAAAUCUAACACUAAAAACACAAGAAAAACGCAAUAUCAAAAACUCAAAAUUUGACCUAGGGUCAAAAACGGGUUUAGUAUAUUUUUUGGGGGAUUUUCGAUUUUGACACUUUAUUUUUGUUGGAAUUUUCAGUUUCUAUACUCUAAUAGUGUUAGGGAAUAAGAUCUAACACUAGAAACACACAAAAAUCAAGUUUUUUGAAAAACCCUAAAAACGUGAACAUUAACCUUUUUUUUUUCAAGAUAACAAUCCCAAGAUUGAUUUUGUUGGAACAAAAUCAAACCUUGCUUUGCUACCAAAUGAUUCAGAACAAACAAGGGAACAUGAAAUCACACCCCAAAAUAGUCCACAAAUCACAAAAAAUCGUGGACCAAAUGGGACCUCUCUCGGAUUCACUAUCUAGAACAAGAAAGAAGAGGAUACAAGGUGUUAAUACACCAAAAUAGCAAGCCAACAACAAAUUUAGCAACACAAGAUGAAGCUCCACAAUAUUACAAUAGCAACAAGAACAAACGGGUUACAUUAACAACACAAGAAGCCGAAACUAAAACAAGAUACAAGAUAGGUAGUUAGACAAGUGUUGAUGUAGUCUUAACAACCCAAGAGCAUAUUUCAUUCUUGGACCUUUAAAACUUUACACAACAACACCUAACUCUUACAAUUGACACAAGAGAGGCGUCCACCACCCAAGAACCAAUGUAUCAAGCAAAAUGCAACACAUAAGAGAAUCCACCCUUAUGUUAUGCCCUAGUUUCAAUUGGAUUCUCUCUCACUCUAAGAGAAGUAUUCUUCAAUAAUAAUGAUCAACUAAAGAAAUAAACCCUACAAUGUUCUAUUUUUACUACAUUACAAUAAUAGACAAAAUGACAACAGGGCCCUUUAGUGACUAGUCUUCAAAAAUACUCAAAAGUGUCAUGAUCAUGAUCAUACUUGUAUCACCUAAGAGACUUGAGGCUUCUUAGAGCGUUGGACCUGUACCCCUCUUUUAUGAUGGUGAAAGAUUCUUUGCUGAAUGAAAUAGUCAUGUUGAAUCAUUUGAGGUUCUUAAGAAUUGGGACAGAAGUUAAAUCUAUACCUUCAUCUUUCUCAAACCUCUAGAAUCUAGAAACUCUAUGGGUUGAAAACAAUGGAUCAACCUGGGUACUGUUACCGGGUAUUUGGGAUCUUGUAAAGUUGCGAGUGUUGUGCAUUGAUGCUUGUUCUUUCCUUGAUAUGGAUACAGAUGAACCAAUACUAAUAGCAGAGCACUCAAAGUUAGAGAACUUGAGAGAUUUAAGGAUACUCGUGCUUUCUUAUUUGAAAGAAACAGAGGAUAUUUUCAUAAGGUUCCCCAAUCUUCAAAGUCUUGUAUUUGAUCUCAAGGAAUCAUGGGAUUACUCAAAAGAGCGAUAUUGGUUCCCGAAAUUGGAUCACUUAACUGAACUAGAUUACCUUAGAGCAGAUUUUGAAAGUUCAAACACAAAUGACAGUGGGCCCUCUUUAGCGACAAAUUGGUCGUGGGAUUUUCAUUUUCCUUCCAAUUUGAAAAUGUUGUCGUUGUGGGACUUUCCUCUGACAUCUGAUUCACUAUCAAGAAUAGCGAGACUAUCCAACCUUGAAGAGCGUUUCCUUGUUAGAAUAAUCACCCAGGAGGAAGAAUGGAACAUGGGGGAGGAAGACACCUUUGUGAAUCUCAAAUAUUUGGAGUUGUAUGAAGUGACUCUUGCUAAGUGGGAGACUGGAGAGAAAUCGUUUCCUGUGCUUGAGAAAUUAAAAAUGUGGGAAUGUCGUAAGCUUGAGGAGAUUCCGCCUAAUUUUUGCGAUAUUUGUUCGUUGAAAAUCAUCAUACUUGUAGAGAGCCCUCAACUUGAAGAUUCUGCUAAGAAGAUUAAUCAAUACGUUGAAGGUAUGGGAGGGGACGAGCUUCAGGUCCUGGGCCGGAGUAAUAUCCCAUUUUUUAUGUAGCUCUUCAGCACCACAAGAACAGUUUGUUGUAUUCCUACUUCUUCCACCUGAUAAAGUUUCAUUAGAUCCUGAAAACAAUGAAAGGAAGGGAAUGAUAAGAUACUUUGGAACAAUCAUGGAAAGAGGAAAAGAAAAUGAAGGAGACCGAGAGGAGGAAACAAACAACUCAUCGGUCAUUUCCAAAUCCGACAGAUAUCUGAAUCGAAAAUGCCAGCAAACACAGAAAGAGCAAAUCCAGUAGUAAUCAUGAAAAUGGAGGCGGAACCGAUCAUGAUACAGGAAACCAAUCAACUAGAGGAAAACGGAAGUGCGACGAAUAGAGUAAAAAUGGAGAUAUCACAUACUAUGCUAUUGCUUAGUAACUUUCAUCAAUAAAUUAUCAUCUUAAUCUUUUGUUUCGAUCUCCUAUUUCCUUUGCUAAAUUUAUCUUCAGUAUCAUAAUGUGGACGAGUCUUGAUGUUGAAUAUAUGUAUGUAGUGAGAGAAAUGUUAUAUA